AUGUGGCAGAACAAUCCAUAUCCAACAGCAGGGCCAAGCCAGGACCUCCAGGCCCAGCAACUACUACCAAUGCUUGGGCCACAGGGGGAACCUCGUGAACUGGUCCAGGGGAGCCACUACUUGCCAUGUCCACAGAGACCAGACACCAUGACAAUCAUAGGAGGCAACCCAUCACGAGUCAUCGUAGGACCAUGGCUACCCGAUCCUCCGGUACCAGGAAUCGAGGGACCAGGACCAUCUGCAAGGGCAAACUAUCAUCAAGCACCACCUGUGCCUUUACCAGCAUGGCGUCAGGAGCAGAUAAAUACAGGAGUGAAUAAUGGUGAAAGAACCUCCACAAACAUGGAUGAGCUGGUAGGAGUGGGAGUGACCUCAGUUACCAACCAGACUGAUGAUAUCAAUCAAUGUGAUCAGACAGACACAAAGGCUCAUCUCUUCUUCAUGCCGGUCUACAGUCUGGUGUUUGUAGUGGGUUUGGUCCUCAACAGUCUCACCCUGAAGGGUUACUUCUGCUCAGCUCAGCAGCAGGUGUCCAGCAUCAUGAUGGUCUACCUGAGAAACCUGGCAGUCUCUGACUUCCUGCUCUGCCUCUGCCUUCCCCUCCGCAUCAUCAAGUACAUCAGCAGCUCCGUCACCUUCCAACUGGUUUACUGCAACUUUGCCGUCUUUGGAUUGUACCUCAACAUGUACGCCAGCAUCCUGUUCAUGGGUUACAUCGCUGCUAACAGGUAUCUGAAGAUCAUCUAUCCUUUAGGAAAUCACUUCCUGCGGACAGUUCAGGCUGCCCGCAUCAUCUCCACGGUAACCUGGGUGUUCGUGCUGGCCCCAGUGAUCUCAUACGUCACCCUGUCACUCCUCACACAGGAAGCUCCGACUGUUGUCCCUGACAGGUAUGAAAGCUUUCACAGCUCCCAGGUCCAUGUAUUCUACAAAAUCAUCCACAUCUCCUCCUGCAUCACCUUCCUGGUUGCCCUGGUCUCUCUGAUCUUCUUCUACUACAGCGCCUCCCGCAGUGUGUUGCAGGCACAGCAGAGACAGCUGGCAUCCUCCAGCUGCAAGAAGCUCAGGAGGUCACGCAGGAAAAUGUUGGUGCUGGUCAGCGUCUUCUGUGUUUGUUUUGUGCCUUGCCACCUGGUUCGCCUUCCCUACAUCUUCCUACACAGGCAGUGCUCUUUGAGCAAAGUGUUUUACUACCUGAAGGAGCUGACCGUCCUGCUGUCAGUUCUUAAUGUCUGCCUGGAUCCGGUCGUCUACUUCUUCUUCUCUAAGGCGUUCCGGUCCCAGUUGAGCCAUGCGCGUGCCAAGCAGGGGGAAUGA
This is a messenger RNA of Scomber japonicus (chub mackerel), 1317 nucleotides long. RefSeq names its product P2Y purinoceptor 14-like. Gene Ontology annotation, molecular function: G protein-coupled purinergic nucleotide receptor activity. The record is from RefSeq and is a predicted model, not a curated record. The transcript has 4 exons. Gene Ontology annotation, cellular component: membrane. Lineage: Eukaryota; Metazoa; Chordata; Actinopteri; Scombriformes; Scombridae. Gene Ontology annotation, biological process: G protein-coupled receptor signaling pathway. Bases 1 to 1317 code for a protein of 438 amino acids.